Molecule: messenger RNA, 726 nt
Organism: Mesorhabditis spiculigera
Lineage: Eukaryota; Metazoa; Nematoda; Chromadorea; Rhabditida; Rhabditidae
Source: the annotation of a GenBank genome assembly
AUGACUGAGAUCGAUCCGGGCCCGAUAACAUUACGAGAGGAGGAGAGGAGCUCGCUCCACCGAAGUGUCGACCCGUCGGUAGCAAUAGAUGAUAAACAUGUAACGACGAGGCGGAAGGUCGUCUACGAUUUCGAUUAUGAAGAUCCUCGUCUCCGAAUGGAAGGGUUUGUGGUUGACUACUUCUCCUGGCGGAUCGCUGAAGGCGGUGGCGAUUGGUAUGAUCAACCAGAACAAGGAGAAACCCAACCCGAAUACAAAAUCGUUAGAAAAGUCUGCGAAAUCUUCGAGCGUCGGUUUCAAGAAGAAAUACGGCGCUGCGCGGCCCCGUUGAUCGAAUCGCCCUCGCAAACAUUCCAGAAAUAUUGCACCGUCGUCGAAAAGUUUAUUAAUACUGCCAAUCAAAGUGAUGGGGUGAUGUCGUAUGGAAGAUUGAUUGGAUUACUCGCGUUCAGCGGCUAUCUGGCUGCAAUGUUGGCGAACACCGGCCAUCGGCAUGAGAUCUCGCAGGUGUCGCUUUAUACCUCGAAGUAUAUCCAGUCUCGAAUAAAUGCUACAUGGGCCGACGAGCAUCUCUCCUGGGCGGAUUUCAUGGAGACAUCCAAGGCAUCACUCUUGGAGCGUGAGGCGCAGCAAAACAGCGACGGCCAUUUGGCGAGAUGGGGAAUAGUGGCGGCGGCGGUAGUUGGUGUCAUGGUGUCUGUCUCCUUGCUACUCAACAAGCGCCAU